Molecule: messenger RNA, 449 nt
Organism: Drosophila albomicans
Lineage: Eukaryota; Metazoa; Arthropoda; Insecta; Diptera; Drosophilidae
Product: fibrinogen-like protein 1
Exons: 2
Coding region: 78-449 (123 amino acids)
Source: RefSeq, a predicted model, not a curated record
UUGAGGCAGACUUUUUUCUAGGCCUAGAGAAGAUUCAUCGACUAACGAGCUCAACACGCUAUCAACUCCUGAUUCGCAUGGAAUACUUCAAUGGGACAAUACGAUACGCUGGCUACGAUAAUUUUAAAGUUGACAACAAUGAAACGGACUACACAUUGAGCAGUUUGGGUCAAUAUUCUAGCGAUAAAGACGAUCAAUUCUGGGGCGGCGACCAUUUGCGAUGGCAUGAGGGCAUGAAAUUCUCAACGUUCGACAACGAGAAUGAUCUGUGGAAUAAGGAGUGUGCAAAGAUUCAUAAAGGAGGAUGGUGGUUCAAUCGUUGCACAGCUAGCAAUUUAAAUGGAUUAUACUCAGUGAUGGACGGCAGUAAAUACGCACGAAUGUUUUGGUUAGACUAUUUGCCUCUCAAGAGUGUCCAAAUGAUGAUACGAAAAUAUCAACCAUUGUAA